ACAUAUGACCCAACACUUGAAGACUCAUAUCGAGGAAAAGCAGUAGUUGAUGGUAUACUAUGUGCUAUAGAAGUACUGGAUAUUGCAGGACAAACUUUUCGUUCAACAUUUGAAGAAAUUGAACGGUUUCAAGCCCAAAUACUACGUGUCAAAAACUCUGAUACAGUUCCAAUUAUAUUUGUUGAAGAAGGAAUGAGUAUGGGAAGGAAACUUGGUUGUAAAUAUAUUGAGACAUCAGCAAAAACGUGUAUAAACGUGAACAGAUCAAUUCACACAGUUGUUCGAAUGUUAAGAGAGGAAAACAUGAAAAAAAAUAAGUCCGCAAAAAAAAAUAAAAAAAUGGCGUCAUCAUCAAAAAUGGAUGGAAUAAGAUCUAAAGAACCUAUUCAUCUUUAUGAUUAUAAUUCUUUUAAUGAUGUUAUAGCUAUUGGUGAUGAAGCAUUUGGAACAAUUUCUAGUGCAUUUUCAAGAGAUCAUAACAAACUUGUGGUAUUAAAAUCCGUUGAUUUAAAACGCUUCACUCUUGAACAACUUGAUAACAAGUUAAAAUUACAUUUCAAGGCAAAAUUUCAUGAUAAUAUAUUAGGAUUUUAUGGCAUAACAAAAAAAAGUGCUGUAAUGCAUUUACAUAGUAACGAUAUAGUAUAUAGAGAUCUGCAUUCUGAAAAUGUUCUCAUUCAUGAUGGGAAUAUUAAAAUUUGUGAUUUUGGAAUCGCAAAAUUUACAUUAGAUCCUACAAUAGAAGUUUCCAAAACUUUAGGUACAAUAUUAUAUUCAGACCUAAAAUAUUUAAAAGAUCCUAGCAAAUAUAGUCGCGAUAAAAAAUCUGAUAUUUAUAGUAUUGGAGUACUGUUUUGGGGAAACAAUAAUAAAGGGAACUCUAAUAAAAUACAUAAAGAAAGUCCAAAUCUUCGUUCUGAUAUUAUUCAAGUUAUAGAAGAUUUAGAUAAUGUAGAUAUAAAUGAUACUAUUGAAGAAACAGACAAAUAUUAUAAUGAAAAUGGGGAAAAUAACGAAUUUAAUUUUAAUUUAGCCAGACAUAAUAAUAAUGAAUUACAAAGCAAUAACUUAUCAAGCUUGAUGGAUAUUUCAAGCUUAAUGCUACAAACUAUUAAUAAUUUAGACAAGCAAUUAAUAAGCCUAAAUAACCCUGAAUCAAAUCAAGAUAAACAAAAUUUAAAUCCUAAGCAAUUAGAAAGCCUAGAUAAUUCUGAAUCAAACCAAGAUAAACAAGAUUUAAAUCCUAAGAGAACUCG
Molecule: messenger RNA, 1256 nt
Organism: Funneliformis caledonium
Lineage: Eukaryota; Fungi; Glomeromycota; Glomeromycetes; Glomerales; Glomeraceae
Source: the annotation of a GenBank genome assembly